Molecule: messenger RNA, 4355 nt
Organism: Pungitius pungitius (ninespine stickleback)
Lineage: Eukaryota; Metazoa; Chordata; Actinopteri; Perciformes; Gasterosteidae
Exons: 4
Coding region: 1181-2302 (373 amino acids)
Source: RefSeq, a predicted model, not a curated record
ACAGAAAUAAUAAAAGCUGAAAUUAUUUCUAAACAUUGCUGAAAGAAUAGAAAAAGCUGAAAUACAUUUAAAAAUUGCUGUGUUGUUCUAUGUUAACUUUUUGUAAAAUGGAUGUAUAAUCAGUUUAAUCAAUUCAAUCAGUUAUGACAAAUCCAUGUAAUCGUGCAGUCUGUGUUCAAUGUCCAAUCAAUACAUGUUUUGAUCCCUGAUUACUGAUUCAAUUUUCAAUCAAUAAAUGUUUGUCACAAUUCUCGACUUUUCUUUUAAAGUCUUCAAAAUCCCCGUGUAGCCUCGGAUAGUGCUAUUAUUUGAUUACUGUGUGGAUGUUAAAAAGCCUUUAAUUUUUGCCCACAAAUGAUAAUUUACUCCUCGCGUGUUUCAGCAUUAACUCUGAUCAUUUGUAGCCGGCAUCGUGUGACGUCUGCCUUUGUUAGAGCGCUCUGUUUAGGACAGUUCUAAUCAGUCUGUCGCUUCCACUCUGCCGCAACUCUCCCCAUAGCAACCAGAGCCCCGCACACACAAGCAGCCGCUACGUCACACAUAAACAAAUGACUCUGUAUCCAGUCAGCUGACGCUACCGGCAGCUAGCUUUCGUCGGCUAGCGCUACUAUCGCGCUAGCUUUGCGGUGGCUGACAAGUUAUGUCAGCAAGCGCAAACAAGUUGUACGAAGCUACUGCUGCUCUUGUAUUUAGCCAGCUAGCCUACGUGGAUAACCGUCACUCUGUCUGUCUGUCUGUCUGUCUGUCUGUCACUAUUAGCUACGGAAAUGGACGAGGGUCUCUGUUAGCUGUCCCUUUCCCGAGUACUGAAAGCAGCGCUUUACGCAGUGGCUGUUUAGCACAACAAUGUCAAAUAUAUACCUGUGUAUGAACAUCUAUCUAUCUAUCUAUCUAUAUCUAUCUAUAUAGAUAUAGAUAUAGAUAAAUGCACACGUGUUAUCUAUCUAUCGAUUAUUAUCUAUCUGAUGGAUACAACUCUGUGUAUCCGGAACAUAUAUAUGUACAUAACAUCCGACUAUUUUUAUAAUAAAUGAUAACACCAAAUAUGAAAUGAUAAUCGUGUCCAUAAAUAUUCAAAAUAAUAAUUACUGAACUAUAAAAGAGAGCAAAGAGAACAAAAACUUUGUUUCAUGAGCACAAAACUCGCAAACGAGUUUUCCUGGACGAAGGGCUCGCGGACAUGACGAGGCGGCGCGUGGACCUUCUAGAACAUUGUCGGAGCCGCAGCGGCGCGAAAAAUCCACUGCUGUCCAUCCUGAACCGAGAAAGAAUGGCGUUAAGAAAAGUUCUUUCGUCGAAGCCCCAAACCCCUUACUUUAAGCCCCCGGCAAUACACAUUUGUGUGGUUGCACUGAAGGACCAGCAUAGGGUCACGAGGUGGGACUUCCAGGACGGCAGAGCGGUGGCGGCCGUCACAAAAGCUAAUGCCGUCAUGGCCAUCAGCGACGGGCACUCCGUGGCCAAAGUGACCCUGUAUGAAGACCUGAAGGCCCAAGUUCAAGAGGGUGCUUCCUACGUGGUUCGUGGCUAUAACCUGAGGGGCAAUUCCCCUCCAUAUGCCUUUAAUGUCUCAAGGGAGACAGAAUUCUUUCGAAGCAGCGCCCUCGUCAUCGACGAGAAAUUACAAAACGAGGCCUUGAGGCUGAUCAAUCCUCGCUCGCCCCUGACCCCCCUCAGCACCUGCAGGGAAUCUGCUGGUCUGGUCACGGUGGAAGGGGAGGUGGUCGAGGUAAGUAACUUUCCGUUUAACGGGACUGCGAUAUAUAUAGCCAAUGUAGGUUGUUGCUGUAAAAUUAAGAGUGUAAGUCCGCCGGACUGCAGCUAUGAGAACAUUAACACCCAAAUCCACUGUGUUCAGGUGUCUGAGCUGAAGGAGGUGGUGGUGGCGAGGGACCGCGUGCCACUGCAAAACAUCACGUUGAAGCAGGGGGAAACAAAGGUGCCCGUGUCCCUCUGGAGGGAAACCGCCCUCCACUGCUGUGAGAUCGGGAACGUCCUGAGAGUGUCCCACCUGAGAGGGUCGGAGUCCAAUUAUGGAUUCCGGCUCCAAACAACGGUGGAGUCAGCAAUUGAGGCGGUCAGUUCCACGGCAGCGGAGGAGGUUGGAGUUUACGGGGCAACACCGGCACGCGGGGCUCCCGGAAGCCUAAAAGUGCUCCUGGAGGACGACAGGACGCUGUUCAUCGAGGAGAGCAAGUGGCUGCCAAUAGCUGCCAUAAUGGAAGCGCCACCCUUACCGGUCAAAAUAACCGUUAAAGGCAACACCAUUGUCGCCAUUGAAGCCAUGCGGAAGGAGGAGUAGCUGUUUGAGUUUCUUUUUGUUGUUGCUGUUUUUGCUGUUGUUUUAAUGUGUUCAUUAGGAAUCGGUUCUCCGUUGUUCAAAUUACCUUUCACAUUGUAUAGGAUGUUAUUAAUCAAUUUGCCAAAGUUCAUGUGUUCUGUUUUUGUUCUAUGUUAACCUUUUGUAAAAUGGAUGUAUAAUCAGUUUAAUCAAUUCAAUCAGUUUAAUCAAUUCAAUCAGUUUAUUCAAUUCAAUCAGUUAUGACAAAUCCAUGUAAUCGUGCAGUCUGUGUUCAAUGUCCAAUCAAUACAUGUUUUAAUCUCUGAUUACUGAUUCAAUUUUCAAUCAAUAAAUGUUUGUCACAAUUCUCGACUUUUCUUUUAAAGUCUUCAAAAUCCCCGUGUAGCCACGGAUAGUGCUAUUAUUUGAUUACUGUGUGGAUGUUAAAAAGCCUUUAAUUUUUGCCCACAAAUGAUAAUUUACUCCUCGCGUGUUUCAGCAUUAACUCUGAUCAUUUGUAGCCGGCAUCGUGUGACGUCUGCCUUUGUUAGAGCGCUCUGUUUAGGACAGUUCUAAUCAGUCUGUCGCUUCCACUCUGCCGCAACUCUCCCCAUAGCAACCAGAGCCCCGCACACACAAGCAGCCGCUACGUCACACAUAAACAAAUGACUCUGUAUCCAGUCAGCUGACGCUACCGGCAGCUAGCUUUCGUCGGCUAGCGCUACUAUCGCGCUAGCUUUGCGGUGGCUGACAAGUUAUGUCAGCAAGCGCAAACAAGUUGUACGAAGCUACUGCUGCUCUUGUAUUUAGCCAGCUAGCCUACGUGGAUAACCGUCACUCUGUCUGUCUGUCUGUCUGUCUGUCUCUCACUAUUAGCUACGGAAAUGGACGAGGGUCUCUGUUAGCUGUCCCCUUCCCGAGUACUGAAAGCAGCGCUUUACGCAGUGGCUGUUUAGCACAACAAUGUCAAAUAUAUACCUGUGUAUGAACAUCUAUCUAUCUAUAUAGAUAGAUAGAUAGAUAUAGAUAUAGAUAAAUGCACACGUGUUAUCUAUCUAUCGAUUAUUAUCUAUCUGAUGGAUACAACUCUGUGUAUCCGGAACAUAUAUACAGUAUGUACAUAACAUUUGACUAUAUUUACAAUAAAUGAUAACACAAAAUAUUCCAUUUCCAAUGGUUUGCAGUAUUCUUUAUUUCAAACACAGGCUUUUUACAUUGUUACCAGACCUAGGUUAAUACUCACAGAAGUUCAAGUCUUUAUGUUCCAGUAGCCCGGACUGAUACGUCUGGUCCAAAUUGUCAUUUAAACUAUCCCAACGCUAAGCUCAGUUUACUGAGGCUCACCAAAACACUUCCACUUCCUUAUUUUGAUGGAACAUUUGGUUAGAAUCACUACUCAAGGUUAGAACAUGAGCAUGAUAGGAUUUGCUUCAAAUUAAAUAUUUUUACAAAACUCUUUGAACCAAGUUAUUUUCAAGCCAAUUUGGAAGAUUUAGCUUGGAUUACCCAUUUUGAUAAUUUAACACUGGGUUUGAAUACUCAUCUUUACAGUAGAGUUUAGGUUACCCUAAGGAUUGGUAUAUGCCUGUGAAGAACCUCCUAUGUACCUACCAGCUGAAACCCCAUAAUAAUGACUCAUUUAAUACAAAUAUGGAAUUUCUUAAGGUUAAUUUGUUCAUAUACACGUAGCAAUUGCAAUAACACAUUUCCACUAUUCAUCUUGCAUAUAUCUGUUAGAAUAUUGACUGAAGAGGGAUGGAUGACAUAAAUGAAUAAAUACAAUCAACAAAAAAAAAGUGAUGAAACAAAGAAAACAUACAUUGUUAGAUCAAAUGAAACAAACAAAAUAGACAGGUGUCCUGUAGUUUUUAGAGAUAACCAUACUUUUCUUGAAUUUGUUUUGUACGCUGUAAAGACCUGUAGUAUUGUGACCUUUGACCUGAACCACUACACCAGUUAUUAUGUCAUUGCUUAGUGCAAGGAUAGUGUUUCUAUAGCAACAUGGAGGAGGAGAGGCCUUAAAGACAAAAACAGGAGAAGCUUCAUUCAUGUAGUUAAAAAUGUAAAUAGCACA